AUGGCCCCCAAGAGGAGUGCGGGGGUGCCGCAGCAGGACACAGUCGUGCUUUCCAGGAGUGGUGGAACCCCACCCACUAUUUCCAACCUUGUUGGUGCCGCAAGGCCUGUGCGACUCCUGGGCUGCACUGGGCUUUGGUGGUGGGGUGCCAUCAGUUGGGGUGCCCUGAGACACUGGGCAUGGAGCCAUAGGGGUGUGCUGCCCCCUGACCCUUGGCCUGCUGCCCCAGGUGAGGCCGGUGCCAACAUCAUCGAGGUGUCUAAGGAGGCCCGGAAGCGGUUCCUGGGCCCGCUGCACCCCUCCUUCAACUUAGUGAAGACCAUCCGAGGCUGCCUGAUGAAGACCCUGCCUGCUGACAGCCAUGAGCGCGCCAGCGGGCGCCUGGGCAUCUCCCUGACCCGCGUCUCGGACGGCGAGAAUGUCAUUAUAUACCACUUCAACUCCAAAGAUGAGCUUAUCCAGGCCAAUGUCUGCAGCACCUUCAUCCCCGUGUACUGUGGUCUCAUCCCACCCACCCUCCAGGGUGUGCGCUAUGUGGAUGGUGGCAUCUCAGACAACCUGCCGCUCUACGAGCUCAAGAAUACAAUCACAGUGUCCCCCUUCUCGGGCGAGAGUGAUAUCUGCCCGCAGGACAGCUCCACCAACAUCCACGAGCUCCGGGUGACCAACACUAGCAUCCAGUUCAACCUGCGCAACCUUUACCGCCUCUCCAAGGCCCUGUUCCCGCCCGAGCCCAUGGUGCUGCGGGAGAUGUGUAAGCAGGGCUACAGGGAUGGCCUGCGCUUCCUGCGAAGGAAUGGCCUCCUGGACAGGCCCAACCCCCUGCUGGCACUGCCCUCUGCCAAGCCCCCUACCCACCAGGAAGAGGAGGAAGCUGUGAUGGCUGUGGAGAGGGCUCGAGUGGAAGAUCACAUCCUGGAUCAUCUGCCUGCUCGGCUCAAUGAGGCCCUGCUGGAGGCCUGUGUGGAGCCCAAGGACCUGCUGACCACACUGUCCAACAUGCUGCCGGUGCGGCUGGCCACGGCUAUGAUGAUGCCCUACACUCUGCCCCUGGAGAGCGCUGUGUCCUUCACUAUCCGCUUGCUGGAGUGGCUGCCCGACGUCCCCGAGGACAUCCGGUGGAUGAAGGAGCAGACGGGCAGCAUCUGCCAGUACCUGGUGAUGCGCGCCAAGAGGAAGCUGGGCAGCCACCUGCCCUCCAGGUGA
This is a messenger RNA of Miniopterus natalensis, 1206 nucleotides long. The record is from RefSeq and is a predicted model, not a curated record. NCBI's taxonomy places the organism in Eukaryota, Metazoa, Chordata, Mammalia, Chiroptera, Miniopteridae.